CUUGUUACAGGGAGUGCCCACUACGGCGAGGACAGCGUGGGCUCGUUUCCAUACUUCGAGUACAACGUACCCAGGAAUGUGACCACAGUGGUGGGUCAGACCGCCUUCCUGCACUGCAGAGUGGAACAGCUAGGAGAUAAAGCGGUAUCCUGGAUCAGAAAAAGAGAUCUUCACAUACUAACAGCUGGGAUUUUGACAUACACAUCGGAUCAAAGAUUUCAGGUCAUAAGGCCGGACAAGUCAGAGAACUGGACGCUACAGAUCAAGUUCCCCCAGGAGAGGGACGCGGGCAUCUACGAGUGCCAAGUCAACACGGAGCCCAAGAUGUCGCUAGCCUUCCAACUAAACGUUGUCGAAGCGAAGGCGCACAUCCUGGGUCCAGUAGACCUGUACGUGAAGACGGGCAGCUCGCUGUCGCUAACCUGUAUCCUGAGCCAGGGCCCGCAUGACCUGGGCACCAUAUUUUGGUAUAAGGGAUCAAAACUAAUAGAGUAUAAGGAGGUAGAAGAGAACGAGAUAGCAGAGGAGCCGAGGGUCCGGUUGAGGACGGAGUGGACGGAGCAGCUGACGUCACGGCUGACUAUAGAGAAGCUGCUGCCGAGUGACAGUGGGAACUACAGCUGCGUGCCGACUAUGGCGGAGGCCGCGUCGGUCAACGUUCAUGUUAUAAAUGGUGAGCACCCAGCAGCGAUGCAGCACGGGAAUGCAAACACAGCAUCACCCACGGCGCUGUCGGUUAACCUCCUCAUCUCCUUGUACUGUACUCUCGCUACUCUGUACACCAGUACAGUAGACGGGUUUAGGUGAAAGUUACAACGCCCGCCGGCAUUUGAGGGUUAGAUGUAUAAAUGUAGAAGAAUUUUUUAUGGUGCAAUAAGAUGCGGUUGGCGUGGUGAGGGUUAGAUUAUGUUAUGGUAUAAGAGUUUUGUAAAUAAUUGCGAUUGAAAGAAAUAGAAGUAGGUUUGGGAAGACUCCUCAGAACAAAAAUUGUCUUUGUUGAUAUUCCUUAAAUGUUAGUUUUCUUUCAAUUCACUGCAAGAUUACCCAUAUUAUACAGAUUCAAAUUUAACUAUUAGGUACAGCUGACAAUAGUGGUUUUUCUGAAAUUGUGAAGAAUUGUAUAAAAAAAUGAGACGUUUUUCCCGAGACGGCUUCAUUAA
This is a messenger RNA of Ostrinia furnacalis (Asian corn borer), 1160 nucleotides long. Its product is annotated as zwei Ig domain protein zig-8. Gene Ontology annotation, cellular component: neuron projection membrane. The transcript has 6 exons. Gene Ontology annotation, biological process: synapse organization. The record is from RefSeq and is a predicted model, not a curated record. Lineage: Eukaryota; Metazoa; Arthropoda; Insecta; Lepidoptera; Crambidae. The annotation marks the transcript as partial.